GUCGAAAGCGGAGAGAGCGGAAGCGCGCCGCGAGCAGCAGAGACUGCGCGUGCGUGGGCUGCCCUCGCGGGGUCACGUGGGCCGGGGUCCCGACGAGGCGGACGCAGGCUCAGGAACCCUCCACCCACGUGCUCCCCUCCGAUCUAUAGAUGGCCACGUGGACCCCAAGCAGGGAUUUCUCUGAAAUGUCCAGCUGAGAGGAGAAUAGCUAGACAACACCUACCUUCCUACCGAAGAGAUCGUCACUGGAUCACUGUAAUCCAAGGCCAAAAGCAAGAAACAUAAUCGCUUGGAUUGGUUGAGUACAGUUACUGGGAGCAAAUAUGGAAAAUGAACCAGACCAGGAGAAUUUGGAACAGAACCUGUGUGCCAGGACUACUGAGGAAGAGUUGAACAAGUCUUUCAGUCUUGAAGCUUCUCUUUCAAAAUUUUCUUGCAUAGAUCUGGAUAAGGAGCUGGAGUUCAAAAAUGAUCUGAUUGACGACAAGGAGUUUGAUAUUCCUCAAGUGGACACCCCUCCCACUCUGGAGAGCAUACUUAACGAGACCGAUGAUGAAGAUGAGUCCUUUGUUCUCGAGGACCCUACCUUGCUAAACAUCGACACCAUUGAUUCUCACUCUUACGACACCUCCUCUGUGGCGAGCUCAGACAGCGGCGACAGGGCCAACUUAAAGAGGAAGAAGAAGUUGCCUGAUGCCUUCUCACUGCAUGGGUCGGUUAUGCGACAUUCACUCCUGAAGGGAAUAUCUGCUCAGAUUGUGUCUGCCGCUGACAAAGUCGAUGCUGGCUUACCCACAGCAAUUGCGGUAUCCAGUCUCAUAGCAGUGGGCACAUCUCAUGGAUUGGCUUUAAUAUUUGAUCAGAAUCAAGCCCUGCGCCUCUGCCUGGGCAGCACAAGUGUCGGAGGGCAGUAUGGAGCCAUCUCUGCCCUCAGCAUCAACAAUGACUGCUCGAGACUUCUCUGUGGCUUUGCUAAAGGACAGAUCACCAUGUGGGAUUUGGCCAGCGGGAAACUUCUCAGGUCAAUAUCAGAUGCUCACCCUCCAGGGACAGCCAUCUUGCACAUCAAGUUCACAGAUGACCCAACUCUUGCCAUCUGCAACGACAGCGGAGGCUCUGUUUUUGAGCUAACAUUUAAGAGAGUGAUGGGAGUGAGGACAUGUGAGUCGAGGUGUCUGUUCAGCGGCUCCAAGGGUGAAGUUUGCUGCAUCGAGCCCCUGCAUUCGAAGCCCGAGUUGAAGGAUCACCCCAUCACACAGUUUUCACUGUUGGCCAUGGCAUCUUUAACAAAGAUAUUGGUCAUUGGGUUGAAACCAUCCCUGAAAGUGUGGAUGACUUUUCCAUAUGGACGGAUGGACCCGUCCAGUGUUCCGCUGCUGGCCUGGCACUUUGUGGCUGUGAAUAACUCUGUGAACCCCAUGCUUGCCUUCUGCAGAGGAGAUGUGGUUCAUUUUCUCUUGGUUAAGAGAGAUGAGUCAGGCGCAAUCCACGUCACCAAGCAGAAGCACCUUCACCUGUACUACGAUCUGAUCAACUUUACCUGGAUAAACUCACGCACAGUUGUGCUUUUAGACAGCGUGGAGAAGUUGCACGUGAUUGAUCGGCAGACUCAGGAGGAACUGGAGACAAUGGAGAUCUCAGAAGUCCAGCUGGUCUAUAACAGCAGCCACUUCAAGUCCCUGGCCACUGGAGGAAAUGUUAGCCAGGCUCUGGCUUUGGUUGGAGAGAAGGCUUGCUAUCAAUCCAUCAGCAGCUAUGGUGGUCAGAUCUUCUAUCUGGGGACAAAGUCUGUGUAUGUGAUGAUGCUGAGGAGCUGGAGGGAGAGAAUGGAUCAUCUCCUGAAGCAGGAUUGUCUUACAGAAGCCUUGGCUCUUGCGUGGUCUUUUCAUGAAGGAAAGGCAAAAGCAGUCGUGGGACUCUCGGGGGAUGUCAGUAAAAGGAAGGCUGUGGUCGCAGAUCGGAUGGUAGAGAUCCUGUUCCAUUAUGCAGAUCGGGCUCUGAAAAAGUGCCCAGACCAGGGGAAAAUCCAGGUGAUGGAGCAGCACUUCCAGGACACAGUGCCCGUCAUAGUGGACUACUGCCUUCUGCUCCAACGAAAGGAUCUUUUAUUUAGCCAAAUGUACGACAAAUUAAGUGAAAACUCAGUGGCAAAAGGAGUGUUUUUGGAGUGCCUUGAGCCAUAUAUUUUAAGUGAUAAAUUGGUGGGAAUUACACCUCAGGUCAUGAAAGACUUGAUUGUUCAUUUCCAAGACAAAAAACUAAUGGAUAGUGUGGAAGCCCUCAUUGUACACAUGGACAUCACCAGCCUAGACAUUCAGCAGGUGGUUCUCAUGUGUUGGGAAAAUCGUCUGUAUGACGCCAUGAUCUAUGUCUACAACAGAGGCAUGAACGAGUUCAUUAGCCCGAUGGAGAAACUGUUCAAAGUCAUUGCCCCUCCUCUGAAUGCAGGAAAAACUCUUACAGAUGAGCAAGUUGUUAUGGGCAACAAGCUCCUGGUGUACAUCAGCUGUUGCCUGGCAGGUCGUGCCUACCCCCUUGGUGACAUCCCUGAAGAUCUUGUUCCCUUGGUUAAAAACCAGGUGUUUGAGUUUCUGAUUCGGCUGCACUCUGUGGAAGCGUCCUCUGAGGAGGAAGUCUAUCCGUAUGUUCGGACUUUGCUACACUUUGACACAAGAGAGUUUCUGAACGUCUUGGCACUGACCUUUGAAGAUUUUAAAAAUGACAAACAAGCUGUGGAAUACCAGCAACGCAUUGUGGAUAUUUUACUGAAAGUUAUGGUGGAGAAUUCAGACUUUACUCCAUCACAAGUGGGGUGUCUCUUCACGUUCCUCGCUCGGCAGCUCGCAAAGCCUGACAAUACUUUGUUUGUGAACAGAACUCUCUUCGAUCAAGUCCUGGAGUUCCUGUGCAGCCCUGACGAUGACUCCCGCCACUCUGAAAGGCAGCAGGUCCUUUUAGAAUUGCUUCAGGCUGGAGGCAUAGUUCAAUUUGAAGAGAGUCGGCUCAUCCGCAUGGCAGAAAAGGCUGAAUUCUAUCAAAUCUGUGAAUUCAUGUAUGAGCGAGCACACCAGUAUGACAAAAUCAUUGACUGCUACCUGCAUGACCCAUUGAGGGAGGAAGACGUCUUCAAUUAUAUCCACAACAUCUUGUCUAUUCCUGGCCACAGUGCUGAGGAGAAGCAGUCUGUGUGGCAGAAAGCAAUGGAUCACAUGGAGGAACUUGUGUCCCUGAAGCCCUGUAAAGCUGCAGAGCUGGUUGCUACUCACUUUUCUGGACAGAUUGAAGUGGUUAUUGGACAGUUACAGAACCAGGUCUUGCUUUUCAAGUUUUUGAGGAGUCUUCUUGACCCAAGGGAGGGCGUUCACGUCAAUCAGGAGUUGCUGCAGAUACCGCCUUCUGUUACAGAGCGGUUCAUCGAGCUGCUGUGUCAGUUCAGUCCAGAUCAAGUCACAGAGACGCUGCAAGUCCUCGAGUGCUACCGUCUGGAGGAAACCAUUCAGAUUACACAGAAGUAUCAGCUCCACGAAGUCACUGCGUAUCUUUUGGAGAAGAAAGGAGAUGUUCACGGUGCCUUCCUCCUGCUGCUGGAGAGACUGCAGAGCAGACUACAAGAGAUAACUCGGCAGGGUGGAAAUACAACAGAGGCUUUUCCACUGAAGGCUGUUGAAGAUACCAUGGUAGAGACAAUUGCUCUUUGCCAGAGAAAUUCACAGAAUUUGAAUCAGCAGCAACGAGAGGCGCUAUGGUUUCCAUUGUUGGAGGCAAUGAUGGCACCACAGAAGCUGUCCAGCUCAGCUGCUCCUCAUCGGCACUGCGAAGCUCUGAAAUCUUUGACUAUGCAAGUUCUAAACAGUAUGGCAGCGUUCAUUGCCCUCCCAUCGAUCUUACAAAGAAUCUUGCAGGACCCAAUUUAUGGAAAAGGAAAGCUUGGAGAAAUCCAGGGCCUUAUUCUGGGGAUGUUGGACACCUUUAACUACGAGCAAACUUUGCUGGAAACAACAACCAGCCUUCUGAACCAAGACCUCCACUGGUCACUGUGUAACCUGAGGGCUUCGGUCUCCAGAGGACUCAAUCCCAAACAGGACUACUGUUCUAUAUGUUUACAGCAGUACAAAAGACGCCAAGAAAUGGCCGAUGAAAUCAUCGUCUUUAGCUGUGGCCAUUUGUAUCAUUCGUUCUGUCUACAAAGCAAGGAAUGCACCCUGGAAACUGAGGGUCAAACGAGAUGGAUCUGUUACAAAUGCAGCUCGAGCAGUAAAGCGGGCAAGCUCAGUGAAAACCCUUCAGAAGACAAGAAAGGCCGGGUAACCUCUCAGGCAAAAGCGCUGCCAUCAUACCAGCAGACCAAAGAGGACCCUGCUGUCAGAAAGGCAAACUCAGAGCCUGUUCUGGAUCCACAGCAAAUCCAAGCCUUCGAGCAGCUCUGCCGGCUCUACCGAGGAAGUUCUCGGCUGGCUCUCCUUACCGAACUCUCCCAGAACCGCAGCGGUGACAGCUGUAGGCCAUUUGCGGGCUCCCAGAGCGGCCCUGCCUUCAACAGCAUCUUCCAGAACGAGAACUUCCAGCUGCAGCUCGCGCCUCCCCCUGUGGCUGAAGACUGAGGCCUCCCUGGAAGACCCCAGCACUGCAGGAGGCAGGAGGGGCCUCCUGGGCCAGCUCAGCCUCUGCCUCCCAAACUCCUGCACAGAGGUCCCGAGGAGGCCCUUGUAUCCGCCCUGCCACCCUCCAAUCUCAAUGCAGUCUCCCUGCUGUAGCAUCAGUCCUGCAUACAGGCCGGUUCCAUUUUGCUCAGAGUGCUGCCCAGCGCUUUGGACAGUAACCUUUACCCAGUGGCAUUCCGGAUGAAUAACAUGGGAGCUGGGGAGGGAGGGGCACAUCACUGUGGAAAGAAAAGCUCGGCCUGGAAAGAGCAGCAGUCGAGGACCAGCCAUGACUGUUGGUGUUUGUAUUAAACCCAUGUGAGCAGGAGA
Molecule: messenger RNA, 4970 nt
Organism: Arvicola amphibius (Eurasian water vole)
Lineage: Eukaryota; Metazoa; Chordata; Mammalia; Rodentia; Cricetidae
Gene: Vps8
Product: VPS8 subunit of CORVET complex
Exons: 47
Coding region: 324-4601 (1425 amino acids)
Biological process (GO): protein targeting to vacuole; endosomal vesicle fusion
Cellular component (GO): early endosome; late endosome; CORVET complex
Molecular function (GO): protein binding
Source: RefSeq, a predicted model, not a curated record